GUGCCGGGGGGGGGGGGGGGGGACACACACAGGGAAAGGCCAGACGUGUCCUGGGUGGGGGCCAAGGGGGGGGGGUCCUGGCUGCACCGUCACGUUGCUGGCAGGAUCUGUCCCAAACCCCCCCUAUGGGAGGGGACACAGCUCCGGGGGUGCCACCACGGGGUGGCAAGCAGCCGGCGCAGGCACACGGGGUGACACACGUGUCCCCAAGUGCCACCCACACCCCCCCUUCUCGCUGCUUACCCCGAGGGGGCCCUUGGCACCCUCCUGUCCCCAAAGUGCCAGCGCCACGUCCCAAAAUAGCCCCGGCGGGGCCAUAUAAGUGGGGUGGGCGGAGGGGGGGGGACACACACACGGACACACGGACACAGGGAGGGUGACACGAUGCUGGUGCCCAGCGCUGUGGUGCGCAGCGGGGGGCUGCUCUCGGGCGCCCGCCUGGGCUGCCGCGUGCGGGAGGAAGACUCGGGGCGUCACGAGAGCUUCAGCGCCGAGUGGCUCGACCUGGAGCUCAGCACCCGGCCUGAGGAGGGGUGGUGCCGGCGGGAGGUGGACGAGGAGCACCGGGAGACGCUGGAGCAGCGCGGGGAGACGCGGGUGCUGGAGCAGCGCUCGCCCUGGGGGGUGCUGCGGGUGGGGGUCCUGGGGCAGCCCCUGGCCCAGCACCUCCUGCCCUACGCCCGCACCCUGCCCCUGCCCCUCUUCGCCCCCCCGGACCUCCGCGGGGCCAAGGCGGGGGUCCCCCGCACCCUCUCCCGCUCCCUCUCCCACGAGGCCCAGCGGGGCUGA
This is a messenger RNA of Tyto alba (common barn owl), 789 nucleotides long. RefSeq names its product titin-cap (gene TCAP). The transcript has 2 exons. Lineage: Eukaryota; Metazoa; Chordata; Aves; Strigiformes; Tytonidae. Bases 385 to 789 code for a protein of 134 amino acids. Gene Ontology annotation, cellular component: Z disc. Gene Ontology annotation, molecular function: structural constituent of muscle; titin binding; protein-macromolecule adaptor activity. The record is from RefSeq and is a predicted model, not a curated record. Gene Ontology annotation, biological process: detection of muscle stretch; cardiac muscle contraction; cardiac muscle tissue morphogenesis.